Molecule: messenger RNA, 2293 nt
Organism: Notothenia coriiceps (black rockcod)
Lineage: Eukaryota; Metazoa; Chordata; Actinopteri; Perciformes; Nototheniidae
Product: usherin-like
Exons: 9
Coding region: 156-1031 (291 amino acids)
Source: RefSeq, a predicted model, not a curated record
UCAGAUCACCUUGCCCGCAGCCCCUCCAGCCUGUACCCCUCCCUUGUGCUGAAGGACCAAUAGAAAUCAGUUUCUUUGGGAAAAGGCGGACCUACAAUGUGACAGGUCUCCAGCCGUACUCCACCUAUCAGCUGAGAGCUGCCUGCUUCAAUAAAAUGGGCAGCACUGCCUCCAACUGGACGACUGUUACCACACUCAGCGAAGCCCCCCAGUAUGUGUCUCCCUUCUCGGUGGGCAGCAACCUGACAGUCAUCUGUCUGGACUGGACCGAGUCCUUCUCCCUGAACGGGUACCUGAAGGAGUUCAGUGUGACCGAGAGCCAGCUGAGGGUCUACACCGGCUUCUACAGCUAUCUCCAUGUUCCACGCAUCUCGCAAAAAACUCUGUCAUUUCAGGUGACGUGUACCACAGACAGUGGCAGUGCCAGUACUCCCACCAUCAGAUAUAGCCCUGCCACAGGCCUAGGUCCUGUUGAGCCUGAAGACAGCGGUAAAGAAGGCAUCAGCAUGUCAGCGGCACCAGUGUACUCUGAGCUGUGGUUCAUCUUGUUGUUGUCUCUGCUGGGUCUGUUUCUGCUCGCCCUGCUGCUCGGCCUCCUGCUACAAAGAGCCCUGAGGAAGAAUCCCUCAGCCAGAGAGCGCCCCCCGCUGGUCAUGCUGCAGAAGAACAGGAAGGCUGGAGGAGAGAUGUACACGGGGUCCUGUCCUGAGUUGUGCUCUAAGCAUCUCUCCAGCUCUGUGUUCCUCCCUGACCGUCCCACAGGUCUGACAGACACGAAGAUAGUGGGCAGCCCCAUGUCUGUCCUGAGGGUCCCGAGCCAGACAGACCUGGCCUACUCCCAGCAUUCCUUGCACCGCAGCGUCAGUCAGCUGAUCGACAGGAAGUCACUGAUGAUGGAGGAAGGAAGCUGGGACAACCCACUGGGACAUGACUCUGGACUGUAUGUGGAGGAGGAUGAGUUUGUGGACGCCAUCAAAGCCUUAAGAUCUGGGAAAAAGGAGCACACCAUGUUCACUGACACUCAUCUUUAGAAACCCUAAAUCUCAUCAGGUAUCACAGUCACCAUGUAAACCAAGUUUUAAACCAAAACAUAAAUCCUAUGCGGUAUCAGCUGAAUACCGGGCUUUAGACAAUUAUCGACAAUGCUUGAGAUAUAAAGUCUUAAAUAUAAUGUAAGGGAAUUAUUCACCAUUGAUAAACAAUUAUUACUUUUCAUUUGAAACAUCUCAAUAUUGUGCUUCUACAGUGUUUAACAAAGUCAGAUUUAGACUCCUGAGGGGAAGGGAUGGUAAUGUUUACUUUACUUCCUCUUAAACUACUUUACACAGGUGUUUUACAAAACCGGUGUAUGACUCUCUGUUGGGACUAAUAGUCUGAACUUGAAUGAAGGAAGAGAUCCAACAUCCAUGAAAACAGAUCAGACAUGAACCCCGUCAGCUGAGAUUGCGUAGGUUAUGAGUCAUACAGCUGCAUAGUUUAUGAGUAGCCAUAUCUGGAUUGUAAUUAUACAAUAUCAUAUAUCUUAAAUCCUGCUCAGAGGAACCAGAUUGAGAGUUGUAAAUGAUUGUGUUACUGUGUCUGCUUGCCAACUGUUAGUAUAUUUUAAAGCAGAUUAGUUUUUCUCACUAUUUAAAUCUAAACCAGUCUCAAAUAAUAUCAAAGUUUUCCGUCACCUCUUCUGCUUCAUCACGUUAUUGUGCCUAGUUGUAAAAAGACACAUGGCCUUGGUGUUAGUUUUAUGGACAAAAAAAUGCCAACUGUUUUUAUUAUUAUGAAUGUGUUAAAAUGUGGCUGGGAAUCACAGAUGUGCCGUCAGACUGUUGUUAUUAUGUGAUGUGACUUGAGCGCCCGAUCUGAGAUUUCUUUUUACAGUAUCAGUAGUUGAUUUAAAUUGACAAGAAACGAUAUAUAGAGAGUUUAAGUUUUGUUUAAAUGUAGUGAAGCUGAAUGUGUUUGGUUUCAUAUUUCAUCUGUCAGUGUUAGUCAGAGUCAGUGUUGUUCAUCUGUGGCUUAAUUAGUAUUAUCAAGAAUGCAAUCAUCUUCAGAAAGAUAUACAGAUCUCAGCUACUUCCUGUGUUGGUGUUACAGCAGGAAUGAACCCUGGGUAUUUGUGGACUCCACAGAUUAAGCCUUUUAAUGUUCAGAAGCUAAACAUGAUAGAAACAGUAUUUAUCAGAAUGUUGCAUUUCUGUGUAACGUUGAUGUCUUAAAUUGAAGCCUUCUGUAUUGUUAUAAUAACAUUUUCUUUUUUUACACUGGCAGUAUUAUUUAUGGUUGUUGUACAAAAAAAGGC